Molecule: messenger RNA, 468 nt
Organism: Rhopalosiphum maidis (corn leaf aphid)
Lineage: Eukaryota; Metazoa; Arthropoda; Insecta; Hemiptera; Aphididae
Gene: NdufA3
Exons: 3
Coding region: 139-381 (80 amino acids)
Source: RefSeq, a predicted model, not a curated record
GGUUGUUGCCAACUUCAUGCUUCAUAUUUUCACAGACAUAGUUUGAUAAGAAAUAAGAAUUAGUUUAGAAAAAAAAUUUUUGUGAUUUCAUACAAAUUAUUUUUCAUUUAAAUUGUAUUUUUUCUUUGAAACACCGAAAUGAAAACCGAAGCAAUUCUCAAUCCAGCAAAAUAUGGAUCGGGGCUCAAGGGCAUUUUUCGACAAGCCAUGCAUGAAAUGCCAUUGAUUACAAUUUGUUCACCAUUCUGCAUUGUCGGAUUAGGACUUAUUGUGUACCAUACUUAUAGAUACGACAAAAAUGAUGGAAACAACAGGAAAUAUAAAUUAAAAUAUACCCUUUAUCGACCAGACGACCCAAGAGUUCCACACAUCAAGAAUUGAAAGUUAAAAAUUAGAAUUAUAAAUACAAAAUUGUAUGCUGUUAAAUUAAUAGGUAUUAGAAAUAAAUACAAAGAAAUUAAAAACAAA